UGUAUACGGCCACACAGAAAUUCAGUCACAUGAUUGAUAUAUUCACCUGACAGUUUUGGUGGUUUGGUGUCAGAUAAUUUAACGGAAGAGAACCUGCUGUGCUUAAAGCAUAUUAAAAAUUUUUUACCAACAGAGCAGUUUUAAAAUCCACCGUAAAAUGCAAAUCUGUGGACCUAAGCUGUCCCUAUGCGGUCUUAUUAUCUCUGUUUGGGGUAUCAUUCAACUGGUUCUUAUGGGUCUAUUCUUUUACAUUAAUAGUGUGGCCCUUAUUGAGGACUUACCUCUAGAAGAGGAGUACCAUUCCUUGGAAGACUUUUAUGCUGCAGCAAAUAGAGCGUAUAAUCAGAAUGCUUACAACUGCUGGAUUGCAGCAUGCAUCUACGUGUUGACAUUGCUGCUUUCAGCCCAACAAUUCUACAUGAAUAGCAGAGUAACUACAAACUAAUAAUAAUGUAGUUUCCCAUCUACUGCUCUUUUUCUUUGUGAGGAAAAAUAUAUACAGUAUUGAAAUGUUCAUAUGAGGAUAUUUGUUACACCUAUUUUUAUUUGAAAUAAAUUUAAACUUAUUGCGUUUGUUGAACAUCAA
Drosophila eugracilis is the source of this 586-nucleotide messenger RNA. RefSeq names its product ribonuclease kappa. NCBI's taxonomy places the organism in Eukaryota, Metazoa, Arthropoda, Insecta, Diptera, Drosophilidae. Gene Ontology annotation, molecular function: RNA endonuclease activity. The record is from RefSeq and is a predicted model, not a curated record. The transcript has 3 exons. The coding region runs from base 158 to 445 and encodes 95 amino acids.